AGCGACCUCUUCAGCGACGAAGACGAAGAAACCCCACCGCCUCCCCCCCUCUCUCCAUGGGUUCUUGAAGCUGCUUCUUCUUCUUCUUCUUCGUCGUCGUCGUCGUCUUUUUCCACUCCCUUUUCGCUCCUAUCUCGAUCCGUCGACGGCGAUCGCAGGGGAAAAGAGGAGGAGGAGGAGGAGGAGGAGGCGACGAUGUUGGAGGAUCAGGUCGCGUUCUUGCUCCAAAAGUACCUCGGCAACUACGUCCGAGGCCUCAAUAAGGACGCUCUCAAGAUCAGCGUGUGGAAAGGUGAUGUAGAGUUAACGAACAUGCAGUUGAGGCCAGAGGCACUUAAUGCCUUGAAGUUGCCCAUUAAAGUUAAGGCAGGAUUUCUCGGGUCAGUGAAGCUUAAGGUUCCCUGGAGCAGAUUAGGCCAGGAGCCUGUUCUAGUUUAUCUUGAUCGUAUUUUUGUUUUAGCUGAAACUGCAACCCAAGUCGAGGGAUGUAGUGAAGAUGCUAUACAAGAGGCUAAGAAGAUUAGAGUGAGGGAAUUGGAAACAAAGCUAUUAGAGAGUCAGCAGCAGCUGAAAUCUGAAAUGAGCUCAUCAUGGCUUGGAUCAUUUAUUAACACAAUAAUCGGAAAUCUGAAGCUGUCGAUCACUAAUAUCCAUAUAAGAUAUGAAGAUACAGAGAGCAAUCUUGGCCACCCAUUUGCAGCUGGUUUGACACUUGGAAAGCUUUCGGCAGUAACAGUUGAUGAUUUUGGAAAGGAAACAUUUGCAACAGGGGGAGCUUUAGACCGAAUCAGGAAGUCUGUGGAACUUGUGCGUCUUGCUUUAUAUUUUGAUUCUGAUAGCAGUCCAUGGACUGUGGACAAACACUGGGAGGAUUUGCUUCCUUCAGAGUGGAGCCAGAUUUUUGAACUUCCAAAAGAAGAUGGUACAUGUUUGAGUUCUCCUUCAAAAGAACACUGUUACGAACAUUGUUACAUCCUACAACCAGUGACAGGCAACGGAAAGUACACAAAGUUGCGGCCAGAUGAAUCCAAAAAUACGGGACAGGCACUGCAGAAAGCAGCAGUUGAUUUGGAUGAUGUUACGUUAUCUUUAUCCAAGGAUGGGUACAGGGAUAUAUUGAAGAUGGCGGAUAACUUUUCUGCGUUUAAUCAACGUCUGAAGUAUGCUCAUUAUCGUCCAUCUGUACCAAUAAAGUCCGAUCCAAGAGCUUGGUGGAAGUAUGCGUACAAAGUGGUAAUUGAUGAAUUGAAGAAGGCGAGUGGGAAGCUAUCAUGGGAACAAGUGUUAAAACAUGCAACGCUUCGUAAGAAGUACGUAUCUCUAUAUGCAUCUCUCCUGAAAUCUGACGUCAACCGUCAGGUGGUGGAUGACAAUAAGGAGAUUGAGAAUCUUGAUCGUCAGCUUGAUAUUGAAGUUAUUCUACAAUGGAGGAUGUUAGCACACAAGUUUGUAGAGCAGUCACUACAAUCUGAUGUAAAUACUAACAAGCAAAAUGUUAGGCGCUCUUGGUGGUCAUUUGGACGGACUGGGCCUGCCAAGGAUGAAACUGACUUCAAGGGUUUCACUGAAGAAGAUUGGGAACGACUUAAUAAGAUCAUUGGCUACAAGGAAAACUCUGAUGAAUACCUAUUGAGUGUCCAAGAUAAGGAGUUACUUCAAUUUUCUUUAGAAGUACAUAUGAAACAUAACGCAUCUAAGCUCAUUAUUGAGGGUCAGGAGUGCCUUGCUGACUUAUCCUGCGAAGGGUUUAUAUGUAACAUGAGAACUUAUGCUGAGACCAAAAUAUUUGACUUGAAGUUGGGUUCGUACCGCUUGUCUUCCCCGUAUGGUCUUCUUGCUGAGAGUGCCACUGCUGCUGACUCUUUUGUUGGUAUCUUUUCGUACAAGCCUUUCGAUGCUCCAGUAGAUUGGAGUUUAGCUGCUAAAGCUUCUCCAUGUUAUGUGACUUAUCUGAAGGAAUCGAUUGAUCAAAUUGUUGCUUUUUUCAAAAGCAGCUCUGCUAUUAGUCAAAAUCUAGCUUUGGAGACUGCAGCUGCUUUGCAGAUGACAAUCGAUGGAGUCAAGCGCACUGCGCAAGAGCAAGUGACGAGGGCAUUAAGGGAAAAGUCGAGGUUUACUCUGGACCUUGAUAUAGCUGCUCCCAAGAUUACCAUACCCACCAAAUUUUGCCCAGAUGAUGUGCACGAAACGAGGCUUUUGCUUGACUUAGGAAAUUUAAUGCUCCGAACACAGGAUUUGUGGGACUCUGAACAUUCGCAGGAGAAAGAUAUGUAUUUGCAGUUUAAUUUGGUACUGAGUGAUGUAUCAGCAUUUCUGGUCGAUGGUGAUUACCAUUGGAGCGAAUCACAUGUCCAGAUGAUUUCUAAUCAAUCACGCAAUAGCUUUUUUUUACCAGUUAUCGAUAAGUGUGGGAUUGUCGUAAAACUACAGCAGAUUCAAUUGGAAAACCCUUUCUAUCCAUCAACAAGAGUUGCCAUACGGCUGCCUUCGCUGGGAUUUCAUUUCUCCCCUGCUCGCUACCACCGAUUAAUGCAAGUUGUAAAGGUCUUUCAGGUCGAAGAUAGCACUAGUCAGGAUACGGUGAACUUAUGGAAUCAGGCUGAUUUUGAAGGAUGGUUGUCUGUUCUCACGUGGAAGGGUGUAGGAAACAGGGAAGCUGUUUGGCAACGCAGAUACCUUUAUCUUGUAGGGCCAUAUCUAUAUGUACUGGACAAUCCUACAUCUACAACAUACAAACACUAUCUCAGUUUGCGAGGGAAGCAAGUUCAUCAAGUCCCUGCUGAACUCACAGGUGGUCUGCAAAAUAUCCUGGCGUUGCUUGACUCUGGACAGUAUAAUCCCAAGGUACUGGAAGAUGGAAGUGCAUUGAUUUUACUAUGUGAUAAUGAUGAAAUACGGAAAACAUGGUACAAUCGCCUACAAGGAGCUAUAUAUCGUGCAUCGGAAGCGGUUUCUCCACCUCACAGUGAGAGGUCGAUUAUGGAUUUACAUCACAGGAAAAAUCAUUACAUUAUUCCACAGAAUAAGCUUGGUCAAGACAUAUACAUACGAACUUCAGAAUUUAGGAGAGUUUCAAAUGUUAUCAAAAUGCCAUCAGGAGGUGACAAACCUGUAAAAGUUCCAGUUUCGAAGAAUCUGUUGGAUGCCCAUUUAAAAGGGAAGCAUGAAAGAGAAUUUCGGUCAAUGGUGACUAUCAUUAUUGGUGAUUCUGAGGUAAGUUCUCAUCUAUUGCAGACAAGAGUUUUGCACAUUAUGGGGGGCAUCUUCAAUAUCCCCCCAUGGUUCUUGACACAAGUUGAUCCUGCCUUCCUUUCCCUUUUCCCUUCCCAUUUUAUGUUGAUGAGCUUGGGAUGCUUCCCUAAGUCAAACUGGGCAUACGAAGCUUAUAAGGGUAUAUAUGUGCAGAAACAUGGAACUAAUGGUAGUGAGGAAUCCCAAGGAAGAAUAAGAUGUGCAGUACUCCUUUCAGGCAAACAGGAAAUUACAAAAGAUAAAGAGGAUAAUAGUACCAGCAGCAGGGCUGGAUAUAUUCAGAUAAGUCCUACCAGAGAUGGGCCAUGGACUACUGUGCGGCUAAAUUAUGCAGCACCAGCCGCGUGUUGGAGGUUUGGCACUGAUGUCAUUGCCAGCGAAGUUUCCUUGGAAGAUGGUAACACAUAUGUGAAUAUUCGCUCUCUUGUGUCCGUUACUAACAAUACGGAUAUUGUUAUUGAGCUGCGUCUUAAAGGAAAAUGUCAUACCGAAAGUUCGCGACAAGUUAAUGGAAAACAGAUUGUAUAUGCUGAAAGUGAUGAUACCAGAAUCGAAACAGAUGAGUUCUUUGAAACAGAGAUCUAUAUUCCAUCAAGUGGAUGGGUUGCCUGUCCUUCAGGCAUACCAUCAGACAAUCAACUGAAAGAGUUGCAUAAAGAUUCCGAACAUCAAGAACCAUCGAGGUUUGACUUGCCAGUCAGUUGGGAUUGGACGGAUGAUUGGCAUGUGGAUUCAGCAUCUGCAGAAACAGUUGAUGGAUGGGUUUAUGCACCAGAUACUGAGCAUUUGAAGUGGCCAAAAUCAUCGGAUCCUUCAAAUUCUUCAAACCACGCAAGGCAACGAAGAUGGAUAAGGCAUAGGAGGAAUAUUUCAUAUGAUCAAAAUGACCAAAUUUCAGUUGGAAUAUUGGAGCCUGGUGAUACUAUUCCUCUUCCAUUAACAGGCUUGACGCAUCCUGCAUUGUCAUAUGUAUUUCAGUUGCGACCAAAGAUAUCUGAUCACCCUAACGAAUACUCUUGGAGCGUUAUACAGGAGAGACAUAGUCAAACUGAUAUUUCUCGUAGACAUGAGGAGUUGUCCGGAAUAUGUGUAUCAGAUCUCAGUGAGUCCGAGAACCUCUUGUUUUGCUCGCUAUCAGAUGGAUCCUCUUCAAGUGCCUUUCGUGGUUUAUGGUUUUGUUCAAGUAUACAAGCAAAGGAGAUUGGAAAAGAUGUUCACUCAGAUCCCAUACAUGAUUGGAACAUUAUUAUCCAGUCGCCUUUGUCUCUAACACAUUACCUUCCAGUUUCAUCUCAAUAUACUAUUUGUUACAGUGAUGUUAGUGGAGACAAUAGAACUUGCUCACAAGGUACUUUAGCUCCUGGCAGAUCUGUCAAGAUUUAUAAUGCUGAUCUGAGAGAUCCCUUGUACUUAUCUCUUAUUCCGGAUGGAGGUUGGGAAGCAAUGCACGAGCCUGUUCCUGUAUCGCAUCCAACCAGAAAGCCCUCAAAAUUUAUUUGCCUCAAAAAUUCUUUUUCUGGAAGGAUUGUUCAAAUUAUACUUGAACAAAACUAUGACAAGGACCAUUUGGUGGCAAGGACAAUCAGAAUUUAUGUUCCUUAUUGGAUAUCUAGUGCAAGAUGCCCACCUCUUAUUUAUCAUUUUGUUGACAUGUCACGAAGAAGAGACAGAAGACAUCGAGGUAGUGAGAAAAUAUUUUGCCAGAUCACCCAGGAGGAAAUGGUUGGUGGUUACACCAUUGCUUCCGCAUUGAAUAUUAAAGUUUUGGGCCUCUCAGCAUCUCUAGGUAGAAGUGGAAGAGAAUCUUUCGGACCUGUCAAAGAUCUUUCUCCUCUUGGUGACAUGGAUGGUUCCGUCGACCUUUUUGCUUAUGAUAGUGACAGAAAUUGCAUGCGAGUACUUGUUUCCUCAAAGCCAUCCCCUUAUCAAGCUGUUCCUACAAAGGUUAUAUCAGUGCGGCCAUUCAUGACAUUUACUAAUAUGAUUGGCCAAGAUUUGUUUGUGAAACUUAAUACUGGAGAUCUGCCGAAGACACUAUGUGCUUCUGAUUGGAGAGUUUCAUUCACUUAUUCUGAAACAGGAGAGCCAAAUAAGCUCCAAGUUCGUCUCGAAGACACAGAUUGGUGUCUCCCUGUGGAAAUUGUAAAGGAAGACACCAUUACUAUAGUGCUGAGACAGCAAAAUGGUGGUAGGAAAUUUCUGAAAACUGAGAUCCGUGGUUAUGAGGAAAGCUCUCGUUUCUCAAUUGUAUUUCGUCUUGGACCAGGCGACGGACCAAUCAGGAUUGAAAACAGGACAAGCCAUACAGUGGUCAGUGUCUGCCAAUUUGGUCUAGAUGAAGAUGCAUCAAUCCACUUGCAACCCUGUUCAACAACGAAAUUUUCUUGGGACGAUCCUUAUGGAACUAGACUUCUUGACGUUAGUAUUGAAGGUGGAAAUGAAAUUUUCAAGCUGUGUAUUAACCUAGAGAAGCCAAUUGAGAGUUCCACUCAGUUAGAAGCUCAUGGCCUCCAGCUUCAUGUGGCGGAUAUUGGAGAUACUAAAGUUGUGAAGUUUAUGGAUGACGAAAGGACAUCACAAAUGGGACCGAUUGACAACCACGUUGCUGUCUCUAUGCAGAAUGAGAUGCAGCAGACCAAUAGUGCACCGUUGGAGCUUAUCCUUGAGUUAGGAGUUGUCGGAGUAUGUUUGAUCGACCAUAGACCUAGAGAGCUCUUGUACCUUUACUUGCAGAAAGUUUUCAUUUCGUAUUCAACAGGGUAUGAUGCCGGAACAACCAGCAGGUUUAAGCUUAUUAUUGGUUAUUUACAACUAGAUAAUCAAUUGCCAUUGACAUUAAUGCCUGUUCUUUUGGCACCUGAGGACAAGCCUGAUCUACGCCAUUCUGUUUUUAAGACAACUAUCACUAUAAGAAACGAGACUGCAGAUGGCACCCAAGUCUAUCCAUAUGUGUAUAUCCGGGUAGCUGAAAAGGUUUGGAGACUGAAUAUUCAUGAGCCAAUUAUAUGGGCUCUGGUUGACUUCUAUAAUAACCUUCGUAUUGGCAGUAAUCCCAGCAGUUCAAGUGUCGCAGAAGUGGAUCCAGAAAUUCAAAUAGAGCUGAUAGAUAUUUCUGAGAUAAGGCUGAAGAUAUCACUGGAGACUGCGCCAACUCAAAGACCGCAGGGUGUCCUUGGCAUUUGGAGCCCUAUAUUGUCUGCUAUUGGCAGUGCCUUCAAAAUUCAGGUGCAUCUUAGAAAGGUGAUGCACAGGAAUAAGUUCAUGAAGAAAAGCUCCAUCAUUCCUGCUAUUAUGAACCGUGUCAAGAGAGACCUUGUACACAAUCCUUUGCAUCUUAUAUUUUCUGUGGACGUGCUUAGCAUGACAAAAUCAACUCUAUCAUCUCUUAGCAAAGGAUUUGCAGAACUUUCAACAGAUGGACAAUUUCUUCAAUUGCGGUCAAAACAGGUAUGGUCAAGGAGAAUUAGCGGUGUAGGAGAUGGGAUAAUUCAAGGAUCAGAAGCUUUUGCUCAAAGUGUGGCCUUUGGUGUAUCUGGUGUCUUGACAAAGCCUGUUGAGAGUGCUAGACAGCACGGUCUCCUUGGGUUUGCUCACGGACUUGGGCGCGCUUUCCUCGGGUUUGUUGUUCAGCCUUUAAGUGGUGCUUUGGAUUUUGUUUCUUUAACUGUAGACGGAAUUGGCGCCAGCUUUGUCAGAUGCUUCGAGAUAUUGAAUAAUAAGUCAGUAGCCCAAAGGAUUAGAAACCCACGUGCUAUUCAUGCAGAUGGUAUUAUUAGAGAGUAUAAUAAAAGUGAAGCUGACGGACAGAUGGUCCUUUAUUUGGCUGAAGCUAGUGGUCAUCUUGGUUGUACUGAACUAUUCAAGGAACCUUCCAAGUAUGCUUGGUCCGAUUACUAUGAGGACCAUUUCUUGGUGCCACGCCAGAAGAUUGUUCUAGUAACACACAAACGUGUCAUGCUGCUUCAGUGUUCUGAUCAAGAUAAAAUCGACAAAAAACCUUCCAAGAUUAUCUGGGACGUACCUUGGGAAGAACUCCUGGCACUGGAAUUGGCGAAAGUCAGAAACCCCAGACCUUCUCACUUGAUUAUUCAUCUCAAGAACUUUAGGAGGUCGGAAAGCUUUGUACGACUUAUCAAGUGCAACACUGAUGAAGAUGAGGAUAAUGAGCCUCAGGCUGUUAGGAUUUGUUCCUCUGUUCGAAAAACGUGGAAAGUGAGCCAAACUGACAAGAGGAUCAUAGCUUUGAAGGUCCCUUCAAAACAGCGCUAUGUGCACUUAGCUUGGGAUGAUAUAGAUGGCAGAGGAUCACAUAGCCUUGUGAAGCCUAUGAUAAGACCAAGAGGAAGUUCAAACUCUGGUGACAAAAGAUUUAUAAAGCACACAGUCAAUUUUCAGAAAGUUUGGACCAGUGAACGAGAAGGUGGAGGUCGAUGUACAUUAUUUGCAAAGCAGGUCGCAGAUGAUGGCUCAAUAUGCAGCAUCUGGAGGCCUCUCUGUCCUGAUGGGUAUGUUUCAGUUGGAGAUGUUGCACGUGUGGGCACCCAUCCACCACAUGUGGCUGCCAUCUACAGAAAUUCUGACGGAAACUUUGCACUGCCUAUUGGCUAUGACCUGGUUUGGAGGAACUGUGCCGAGGACUACAGCACCCCAGUUUCAAUUUGGCUUCCAAGGCCGUCAGACGGAUACGUCGCAGUUGGAUGUGUGGCCAUGGGUGCUUAUCAGGAGCCACCGCUCGAGCUCGCAUACUGCGUGAGUGAAAGGAUAGUUGAGGACACACAAUUUGAGGAGCAGAUGGUUUGGACCGCGCCGGACGCCUACCCAUGGGCUUGUUACGUGUAUCAGCUGCAAAGCGAGGCUCUUCAGUUCAUUGCCCUGCGACGCCCCAAGGAAGAAUGCGAGUGGAGGCCCAUGAGGGUUUCUGAUUCUCAUGUUCCCCAAUUAUCGGAAGGACCUUCGGAUAGCAAAUGAGCAUCUUGUAUUGGCAGAAACUGUAUAGAAUGGCUUUACUUAGCGGAAGCAUUGGUUUGUAAAUUUCUGAGGCUUCUAUUUCUUGUAGUUGUAGGUGGUCGUGGGGUAGGCGUCUAUAUUACCUUUAUUUCUUGAAGGUUAAUAUGAAUAGAAAGUGCUAUAACUAUGUUGGCGGUGGGUCCGCCUACAAAAAUCAUUUUGUCAAACAGGAUUUAAAAAGUCAGUUUAUAGGAUAAAUUAAAGGUUUUUAUUUACCGGUUGCGGUGA
Ananas comosus (pineapple) is the source of this 8487-nucleotide messenger RNA. RefSeq lists its product as uncharacterized. The transcript has 41 exons. The coding region runs from base 196 to 8220 and encodes 2674 amino acids. Gene Ontology annotation, biological process: protein retention in Golgi apparatus; protein targeting to vacuole. The record is from RefSeq and is a predicted model, not a curated record. Lineage: Eukaryota; Viridiplantae; Streptophyta; Magnoliopsida; Poales; Bromeliaceae. Gene Ontology annotation, cellular component: extrinsic component of membrane.